Cynara cardunculus var. scolymus (artichoke) is the source of this 3114-nucleotide messenger RNA. Its product is annotated as FT-interacting protein 1-like. NCBI's taxonomy places the organism in Eukaryota, Viridiplantae, Streptophyta, Magnoliopsida, Asterales, Asteraceae. The coding region runs from base 1 to 3069 and encodes 1022 amino acids. The transcript has a single exon. The record is from RefSeq and is a predicted model, not a curated record.
AUGAUGCUGAUCGUACAAGUCAUUGAUGCACAUGACCUCAAGCCUAAAGAUGGCGAAGGAUCCGCCAGUCCAUUUGUAGAAGUCGAUUUCCAAAACCAACUUAGUAAAACCACAACUGUCCCCAAAAACCUCAACCCCGUUUGGAACCAACGACUCUCGUUUCACUUUGACAAAACCUACGAAAACAACCGCCAUCAAUCCAUCGAGAUCACGGUUUACCAUGACGGCAAGUCGACGCUCGGAAGAAUCUUUCUUGGAAGGGUGAGCAUUCCGUUUAAGAACGUUGUCAAGAAAGGCGAAGAAGUGUACCAGAAGUUCCAACUUGAAAGCAAGCGGUGGUUCUCGUUCGUUAAAGGUGAAGUUGGUUUAAAGCUCUACAUUUCGCCAGAAUCCGAGCCGUUGAAGAAGCUUGAAGCUCGUGAUUCAGUUCCGAGGAUCGAAGCUUCGAAAUCUGCCACUAACGAGGAGAUUGAGGUGCUAUCGGAGGCAAAAAGAGCUUCCAAGCCGUUCAAAAAGAUUGAAACUAGUGCUGUCGUUGCUCCUUUGCCACCUGAUUCAGUUCCGGUGAUUGAAGUGCGUUCAGAGACGAAAAGAGCUUCCAAGCCGUUGAAAAAGAUUGAAGCGUGUACAGUCAUUGCUCCUUUGCCGCCUGAUUCGGCUCCGGUGAUUGAAGUGCGAUCAGAGGCGAAAACACGUGAAUCUUUGCUGGUUAAGAUGCAACCUCGGGGUAACCUUGAAGCAGAUCACGACUACGAGUUGAAGGACAUGAACCCACAACUUGGCGGCAGAAGGUGGCGGGGUGGCGGAACCUAUGGUGGAAGGGGGUGGCUGGGAGGGGAGAGAUCUGGAACCACGUAUGAUCUUGUUGAACAAACAUAUCAUCUUUACGUUAGGGUCGUUAAGGCAAAAGAUCUCGCUAGCGGUGACCCUUAUGCCGAGGUCAGACUAGGGAAUUAUGUCGGAAGAACGAGGCAUUUAGAGCAUCGGGCAAACCCCGAAUGGAACCAGGUGUUUGCAUUUUCGAAAGAUCGUAUCCAAUCAUCGACUUUGGAAGUUUAUGUGAAAGAUAAGGAGAUGUUCGGGAGAGCCGAUUACUUAGGGAGAGUGGUUUUCGAUCUGAACGAGAUUCCAACAAGGGUCCCACCAGAUAGCCCGUUGGCUCCCCAGUGGCACAGAAUGGAGAGGGGUAGAGGUGAACUCAUGGUUGCCGUUUGGAUGGGAACACAAGCCGAUGAAGCUUUUCCGGAGGCGUGGCACUCAGAUGCUUCCACCGUUCAAGGAGAAGGCGUUUUCAAUGUUCGAUCAAAGGUUUACGUUUCUCCAAAACUUUGGUAUCUCCGAGUGAACAUAAUCGAAGCUCAAGAUUUGAUCUUGAAUGACAACACCCAUGUUCCGGAAGUCUCUGUGAAGGUACAAGUGGGAAACCAAGUUCUAAGAACAAAGAUUUGUUCGGGGAGGGCGAUGAAUCCGAUAUGGGAUGAAGAUUUGGUGUUUGUUGCCGCCGAGCCUUUUGAAGAAUUGUUGGUGCUUACAAUAGAGGACCGGGUGAACUCUUCAAGAGACGAGGUUUUGGGGACGUUGAAUCUACCAUUGACUACGUUCGAAAAACGGCUCGACCACAGGCCGGUUCAUUCUCGUUGGUUUAAUGUGGAGAAGUACGGGUUCAAUGGUUUAGAAGGUGAGAGAAGGAGAGAACUUAAGUUUUCUAGUAGGGUGCACCUCCGGGCUUGCUUAGAAGGCGGGUACCAUGUUCUUGAUGAAUCAACAUUGUAUAUAAGUGAUCAACGACCCACGGCUAAACAGUUAUGGAAACCGCCGUGUGGGAUCUUGGAAGUCGGGAUUUUGGGUGCACAAGGGCUGCUUCCGAUGAAGAUCAAAGAUGGGAGAGGGUCUACAGACGCUUACUGUGUGGCAAAAUAUGGACAGAAAUGGGUUCGGACAAGAACGAUUCUGGAUACCCUCAAGCCAAAAUGGAACGAGCAGUACACAUGGGAAGUUUACGAUCCCUGCACAGUCAUCACAAUGGGGGUUUUCGACAAUUGCCACUUGGGAACUGAGAAGCACGGUGCUGGCCCCAGUACGGUAAGAGAUUCAAGAAUCGGGAAGAUAAGGAUCCGGUUAUCGACUCUUGAAGCUAAUCGAACUUACACACAUUCUUACCCACUGAUUGUACUCCAACCCUCUGGGGUGAAAAAGAUGGGUGAGCUGAACCUAGCAGUUCGAUUCACCACCCUAUCCAUGGCUAACAUGGUUUCAACCUACGGUAACCCUCUGCUGCCUAAAAUGCAUUACUUGCAUCCUUUCACAGUAAACCAGAUUGAAAACUUAAGAUAUCAAGCGAUGAAUAUAGUGUCAGCACGGCUUGGUCGAGCUGAACCGCCUCUUAGGAAGGAGGUGGUUGAGUACAUGCUAGACGUGGAUUCUCACAUGUGGAGUAUGAGGAGAAGCAAAGCAAACUUUUUCCGGUUAAUGUCUCUGCUUUCAGGGUUGUUCUCCAUUGGCCGGUGGCUGAAUGAUGUCUGCCACUGGAAAAAUCCGGUGACAUCCGUAUUGGUUCACAUCCUGUUUCUGAUUCUAGUGUGGUAUCCAGAGCUCAUCCUACCCACUAUCUGUCUCUACAUGUUCUUGAUUGGACUAUGGAACUACAGGUCCCGGGCUAAACACCCGCCUCAUAUGGACCCAAAACUAUCAUGGGCUGAGGCGGUGCACCCUGACGAACUCGAUGAAGAGUUUGACACUUUCCCGACAACUAGAACGGCUGACAUCGUUCGUAUGCGGUACGACAGGAUCCGGAGUGUGGCAGGGAGGAUUCAAACAGUAGUGGGGGAUGUAGCUACACAAGGAGAGAGAUUUGGAAUGUUACUUACCUGGAGAGACCCUCGAGCAACAAGCCUGUUCGUCUUUUUCAGCCUCUGUGCAGCAGUGGUCCUGUAUGCAACUCCGUUUAGAGUGGUGGCACUCGUUGGCGGAUUGUAUAUGUUUCGACAUCCCCAGCUACGAAGCAAAUUGCCUUCAGUUCCAAACAAUUUCUUUAGGAGAUUACCUGCUCAAACAGAUAGUUUACUCUAACAAGUGUACCAGUCAUCGAACGAGCCAGUCACCUACACGCUAUUU